Molecule: messenger RNA, 1990 nt
Organism: Dimorphilus gyrociliatus
Lineage: Eukaryota; Metazoa; Annelida; Polychaeta; Dinophilidae
Source: the annotation of a GenBank genome assembly
UUUUUGUAAUUAUUUUGAUAGAUAUAUCUAUCUAGGCCUAAUUAGAACUUUUAUAUACUUCAUAGUACACAAAUAUCAAAGCUUACAAACAAACGAGAAAUAUUAGGAUUAGCUAGAAUAAGAGUGUCACAAACGGAGUUACGUAAUUAUAAUCAAAUUAUUUCAAACGUAUUAAUAUCUCAUUUAAAAAAUUGUAACUAGAUCUCACACAACACAUACCGGUGUGUUCUAUUUUAAUAUUUCCGUUAAGGAUUAUAAUCAGAGCCACCUACUGUCUGGAGGUGCAACGGCGUAAAAUCCUUCCGAUAGAUGGAGUAUAAAGACAGUAAUUCUUGCCGUUAGCAAACUUUUUCUUCAAAGUUUUCAGAACUAAUAGAAAAGUAAAAGAUGAAUAUUAAAGAUUUUGGAUGAAAAAUGAUUAGAGAUUUAUCAUAAAGUUCUUUGAACAGAAGGAAAACUUUGGCCGUAAAUUUAGUUUCUGACAAAAAACUUUGAAUGGUUCAAUAAAUUUUCCUUUUCUUCUUUCCUCUUUACAAACAAGGGUACGCUUGUAUAGACCCAAUUAAGUUAAAGCAAUUUCCUACGGCCAUUCAAAUUCGCUUGCACGUAAAAUCGCUACAGGUGUGCCAUUACACGAACACACACACACAACAACAUAACAUUAUACAUACAUACGUAUUACAUAGUCAGUAUAGAAAAAGAGGGUGGUGGACACUCGUGCACGUGUCUAACUCACCUCAAAUAAAAAAAAUCCUCUUGUUAAUUGGAGCUUUUAAAUAAAUCGUAGUGUGUACGAUUAAUUGUCACUAUAACAAAUGUUUGUUUUAUAUUUAACAAACUAACGAGAGAUGAAGAAGAGAUGUAAACUUUCUAUUUUUCUUCUUCUUAUUCUUCAAGUUAACGAAAUUAUAACGGGAGUAAAAUACGUAACUUGUUGCAAAAGUUAAGGUCCUUUGAAAAAAGACCCCGUUGACACGCGGCAUUCAAGCGGCAUUCCUGCAGAGAUUCGCUUUUCAUCUAACCGUCGCAAACUGCUAUAAUUUUGUAACACCCACAAGAAGAGAGAAAGAAAAGAAUUGGGGGGGCGCGGAAAAAGAGCGGGGCCAAAGAAGUAAUAAAAGUAGUGGAUGGAGAGAAAAACUUAGGAAAUUGGCGGAAGAGCAUAGGAGAGGGAGACGGCGGGAGGGGGGUGGGUGUAUUCAAAUCCCCUCUCUCCCUAUGCUCGCCAGUCGCACACAAAGACUCCGCCUCAACCAAUCACCGAUUGGACACGCGACGGGCGCGUUCUGCGCAUGCGUCUAUAAGAGGCAACACGCGCCGGUGGUGAUUUCACUUGCAGCAUGCUAACGGACGAAGAAACUCACAAAGAAAACUGCCCUAAAAGGAAGAGACGUCAAAAGACGCCUAAAACUCCUGCAGUUGUGCAAAACUUAAAGAGAGUGCGUAGAUCUAAGGCUAACGAUAGAGAAAGGAACCGAAUGCACAAUUUGAAUGGAGCCCUGGAAGACCUCCGAGAAAGAUUACCGCAAUUUGGAGAAGAUAAUAAACUGACAAAGAUCGAAACUUUACGCUUUGCUCACAACUACAUUUGGGCUUUGACGGAGACCCUACGAAUGGUCCGAUCGCAGCAACUGUCUCCAGACACUUCUAAUCUGCAGUUAGCUGCUUCUAUGGCUUUGCAUGGUCCAAUGAAUAUGAAUGCAAGAUCUACAUCCUCCUCUUCCUCAUGCUCGCCCAUUAACGACGGAUUUCCUUCGCCGCACAAUACGCCCUCCUUCCUUCCCGCUCAAACACCUCUAUCGAAUGAAUGGACGAAUUGCGGUUGGCAACAAAAUGCAGCCCUCCCUCCAAAUAACUCUUGCAGUUAUCAGUGUUUCUCCUAAAAAAAAACUGCAAAAAUAGAAAAGAAAAAGCAAACGUCCUUCUCUACAUAUCUUGGCCUUCCAAAUUCACAAAAAAAGAGACUAAAAGAAUCUAUAUUCUGUACAUA